AUGAAGGUCUUUUCCAUUCUUCUGACCACCUGUCUACUGGGACUCUGCCAUUGCAAGAGGUCCAAAUUUGUCACUGAUAUACCAGUUAUUGAGGUUCUAGACGACUAUAGAGAAGAUGAAGUUUGGACUAGUGAUUUUGUAGAGGAGACAGAGACGCACAAAUCUACCACAUGGACUGGAAAGAAACAGGUGUGGGAUCUGUCCAACGGAACUGUCCAUGAAGUAGAGCAUAGACCGUCAUUGACUCGUAGACGUAACGAUGAAAAGGUAGAAGAUGUGGCAGUGGAGGAUUCUAGGGUACUAACUCACUCCAGACACACUACUAUUCUUGAUAUAUCCAGUCCAAAUUCAUCUCAAUGUCAAUCCUUCGACUACACCUUUGACGGCAAUGCGGUAAGACUCAUUGUUCCUAAUAAAGAUACUACUGUUAAAAAGUUAGUAGAUGGUGAAGAAAAUGUUUAUACUCUUUCAUCUGGACAAACACUUGAUCAUGCUAAAGUCUAUAUUAAUAACGAUGGUAAAGCGGAGCUAGUUAUUGUAGUAACUACUUUAUCCGGCACUCCCAAGGAAACUUACCUGGAGCUUAAAGAUGGUAAAUGGGUAUCUUGUAAUGACAAAGAUGCCAAGAUGAAGAGCUUAGUUUCUACUGCAAAACGGAAAUCAGGCUUUGAACUUGACCUUGCAUCAACUAGUAGUACUAAUGAAUGUAGCAUCUUUGAAACAGAAUUACUAGGUAUUACCACUAGACACUUUUACCCUAAACCUGGCCAUGUCGCUAUCCAAGUAAAGGAUGGUAAUAAAGAGCUAUGGGAACCCACAAAGCCUAUUCUUAGUAAUAUAUCGGGGAUCCAAGGAAGGCAUAAUGGAUACUAUAAACGAUGGGUAUUUUGCCUUUCUUGCCUUAUUUAUAAACAUGGUGAUAAGGAGUUACUAGAGAUUACACUUGUGGUAGAUAAUGGCUCAUUAGGGUAUAAACACUUUGAGAAGUGUGGCAAGGAGUGGAUGGAGAUUAACAAGACAGACUUUGAUCAGAAGCUUAAUGAAAUGAGUAAAUCUGGAUCACCUCCUACUCCAUCUCAAUCUAAAUAG
Theileria equi strain WA is the source of this 1089-nucleotide messenger RNA. RefSeq names its product signal peptide containing protein. The record is from RefSeq and is a predicted model, not a curated record. Lineage: Eukaryota; Apicomplexa; Aconoidasida; Piroplasmida; Theileriidae. Bases 1 to 1089 code for a protein of 362 amino acids. The transcript has a single exon.